Messenger RNA from Caenorhabditis angaria, 1023 nucleotides. The record is from the annotation of a GenBank genome assembly. NCBI's taxonomy places the organism in Eukaryota, Metazoa, Nematoda, Chromadorea, Rhabditida, Rhabditidae.
AUGGAACCUGUUUUUCGACAUUUUGGAGUUCGAAAUGGAGCAAAUUGUAUAUUUUUGAGUGAAGAUUCAAUUAUAAUCGGAAGUGCGAUGGGAGAUGUUGAGAUUUUAGACACAGAAACAUUUUUGAAAAUUUCUACAGUAUACUGUAGGUUUUUUUUGUUAAAAAAAGGUCAAAAAUUACUGUACUAUGUUCAGCGGAUCCUGAAAUGCGAGCUUGUCAAAGCAUAUAUCUUUCCUCCUCCGGAAGAUUGUGCAUACAAAUUCGAAAUUUUGGAAUAUUGAUUUUUCAAAAUAUUUCUGGAAAACAGUGGGAAGAAGUGCAAUUUAUCGAGAUGAAUCAUGUUGGAUUUUGUAAUUUUUUGAUUUUUGAGGAGAAAUUGAUUUAUGUUUCACAAAAUUCAAAAGGAAGGUCGAUUAUUUGUUGUGAAGAUGGGAGAAAAUUAGAAAUCGAUGAGGUAUGUCUGGCGAAAAGUGCGAAUUUUUAAUAUUUUCAAAAAAAUUCAGGUAACUCCAAUGCAUUUAUCAAGUUUUUCGGAUCGAAUAAUUCUAGGAAGUGAAGAUGGGAAAAUUCGAAUAAUUCAGGAUUUCAAAGUUAUUUCAGAGGUUAAUUUAAUUUUUAAAAAUGUUCUUCUCUUCAAUUUUGAAAAAUUCCAGAUUCAACCAGUCAAAGAUACAGUAUUCUGUACAUCUGUCAAUGAAAAUGGAGAAAUUGCAUGUGGAUAUUCGAAAUCACCAAUUAUUAUUAUCAGAAAUGAUUUUUCAACAUCGGAUUUUGAAGAAUUGCAUUAUCCUCAAACAUCUUCUGGUUGUUCUUCUCUUCAAUUUUCACCGAAUUCAAAACAAUUAUUGGCUGGGUUUUGGGAUGGAACUAUUCGUGUUUUCUCGAUUCAAAAAUUGAAAAUUCUAUUAGUUAUUUCAAAUGCACAUUCGAAUACUGUAACUGGUCUCGUAUGGAAAAAUAAAAGGGAAUGUUUAUCUUGUUCAACUGAUUCAACUAUUGCUGUUUGGAAUUUUGAAAAAUGA